CCACGACUCCCUCAUUGGUGGCUCUCCAUGCGCGUUCAAUUACACGCUCACACCGCAUCAGAAUUAACGGGAGAAUAUAGCGUUCGCCGAGGAAGCCGGACCGACGUUUCUCGUGUUUACGCGCAGGCCACUGUAUUUAUUUAUUAACUUAUUUCUAUUUAACUGUUUUGUAUCCGUCGCGAUCGCCCGCAUCAUUUUUAAGUGGUUGUAAUUUAUUUGAAAUGGAAGAAAGAUGUCGUCCAAUGUCGCUGUGCAGUGUUCUUGCUCUGUUCUGUGCGCUGGUGUCCUCGGCUGUGGACAGACAGUAUCUGAACGAAUGGGCGGUGGAGAUUCCAGGAGGAUACGACAAUGCCCGAUCCAUCGCCGACGAGUUCGGAUACGAAUUAGUCCGACAGAUUGGGGCGCUGGAAAACCAUUAUUUAUUCAAGCGGCACAGUCACCCUAGCAGGACCAAAAGAACUGCGGAUCAUAUCACCAAACGUCUGUCGGAAGACGAUAGGGUCUCUUGGGCUGAACAGCAGUAUGAGAAACGGAGGGCCAAACGCGCCCCGCUGGGGACCGAAUGUAAGGACUGCUCAGUGGACAAACUCUUCGACGACCCUAUGUGGAACCAACAGUGGUAUCUGCAAGACACCCGGACGUCAUCCUCCCUGCCCAAACUGGACCUGCACGUGAUCCCGGUCUGGAAGAAGGGCAUUACGGGCAAAGGAGUGGUCAUCACCGUGCUGGACGACGGCCUCGAGUGGAACCACACCGACAUUUACCCUAACUAUGAUCAUGCUGCUAGCUACGAUUUUAAUGACAACGAUCCAGAUCCCUUUCCCAGAUAUGACUCCACCAAUGAAAACAAGCAUGGUACCAGAUGUGCUGGAGAGAUUGCCAUGCAAGCAGACAACAACAAAUGUGGUGUCGGAGUGGCCUACAACUCUAAAGUAGGAGGGAUACGAAUGCUGGAUGGUAUUGUGACAGAUGCCAUUGAAGCCAGUUCCAUUGGCUUCAACCCUGAUCACGUGGACAUCUACAGCGCUAGCUGGGGUCCUAACGAUGACGGGAAGACCGUGGAGGGGCCAGGACGUUUGGCCCAGAAAGCUUUUGAGUAUGGUAUCCAGAAGGGUCGUGGUGGUAAGGGCUCCAUUUUCGUCUGGGCGUCUGGUAACGGUGGUCGUCAGGGCGACAACUGUGAUUGUGAUGGAUACACAGACAGUCUGUACACCAUCUCCAUCAGCAGUGCAUCCCAGCAGGGUUUGUCUCCCUGGUACGCUGAGAAAUGCUCCUCUACGCUGGCCACUGCCUACAGCAGCGGAGACUACACCGACCAGAGAAUUACUAGUGCUGAUUUGCACAAUGAAUGCACAGAGACACACACUGGCACGUCUGCAUCUGCCCCAUUGGCUGCUGGGAUAUUUGCACUGGCUUUGGAGCAAAAUCCUGAUUUGACAUGGCGGGAUCUUCAGCACUUAGUGGUUUGGACAUCUGAAUUUGAUCCACUGGCCAAUAACCCAGGCUGGAAAAGGAAUGGAGCUGGCUUGAUGGUCAACAGUCGGUUUGGGUUUGGUCUCCUGAAUGCAAAAGCUCUAGUAGAUCUGGCCGAUCCCAAUGUCUGGGAGCACGCUCCGGAGAAGAAACAGUGCAUCGUCAGAGAUGAGACUUUCCAACCAAGACCAUUGAAGGCUGCAGGUGAGAUAUCUAUUGAGAUCCCCACUAAGGCCUGCGCAGGACAAGCAAACUCUGUUGCAUCUUUGGAGCAUGUGCAGGUGGAGGUCAGCAUUGAGUACACACGCAGAGGAGACCUCCACAUCACGCUGACAUCUCCAUCAGGUACCACCACUGUCCUGCUGGCGGAGAGAGAGAGAGACACAUCAUCUAAUGGUUUCCGAAACUGGGCUUUCAUGUCUGUGCACACCUGGGGAGAAAACCCCACCGGCACUUGGAUACUGAAGAUUACAGAUACGUCUGGACGGAUGGAGAAUGAGGGUCAGAUUAUCAGCUGGAAGUUGAUUUUGCACGGGACGUCUGAGAAGCCAGAGCACAUGAAGAAGGCAAGGGUUUAUACGCCCUACAAUGCCGUACAAAACGAUCGCAGAGGAGUGGAACCGAUGGAAGACAUGAUCAAGGAAGCUCCGACUCCAGCUCACAAGCCUGAAAGUCCAGUGGUCCCAUCAGCUGCUUCCAUCAGCGCCCCAGCAAAAAAUCCAGAAGCUCCAGGCUCCUCCACUGCCAACCUGGCCCUGCUGCGUCUCCUCCAGUCAGCCUUCAACAGACAAACCCCGGCGGUUCCUCAGCACGCCUUGCCGGUUCCUCCGGCUCCUCCCAAAACCUUUCAGCCCGAGAGGAUCCCCCCGCAGAAGCUGUACCAGGCACUCGACCAGCUAAACCGCUACAGGGGCUCCGAGAACGGCCUGUUCAGUGACUACAGCGACAACUUCUACAGAGCCCAACCGUACAGACACAGAGACGACCGGCUGCUGCAGGCGCUGUUUGACAUGCUCGGAGAUGACCGGCAGUGAGAGGAAGAGUAGGUGAAAGAAGCUGGAUGCCCUGCUGAAAAGACCAGCUUAGGUCCACCAGCGAAACCUAGUUUGUGAAGCUUUUGGUAGUGAUAUAGCAUGUUAAACUGGUCUCGGUGAGUAAGUUAUGCAUCACGAUGUAUAAAACUAGCUGCUACGCUAGUCUUUUCAGCAGGGCGAAGGUGCAUGGAACGAAGUAACUUGAGGGGACUUGAGUUGAUGGGGAUGAAAUAAGAUGCAUUUUGUUCUCUUCCAGACAAGCUUGUUUUUAUCUGCACAUGUAGUUAUCAACUAUAAGCAUUCUACGGCCUGUGUCUGUCAGUGUGAGUGUUUGUAUAUCUGUGGUGAACAGCCAGCUGUAUUUAUCCCUCAGUUUUGAACCAGGUUGCUAAGAUUUAAAACCAGUGACAGGACCAAUUAUGGCGUCUCGUGCCCUUUGCCCUCUUGAUGAUUUUUCCCAUGUUGCCUUCACUGCCACCAACUUCUGCAUGCUACAAAACGUUUACAUUAAGAUAUUAUGAGAUUAACAUUCUACCAUAAAGACGAUGAUUGUAAAUUGUAACGAUUUGUGAAAGUCUUCGCAAAAACAGUUUAAAGGGAAAUUUCACCAAAAAAAAAAAAAAAUUAACCAUUUACUCACCCUCCUGUUUUUUACAAACUUGUUUACUUAAUUUUCUGCCGAACACAGAAGAAGAUAUUUUCAAGAACGUUGCUAACCAAACAGUUUUGGGUCCCGCUGACUUCCAUUAGUAUUUUUAUCGUACUUCGUAAGUCAAUGGUAUUGAAACCAUUAUUCUUCAAAAUAUCUUCUUUCGUGUUUCAAAGCAGGUUUGGAAUAACAUGAAAGUGAGUAAAUUAAUUAAACUUUUUGGUUCAGAUUUGACCCAACUGACCUUCCCAGUGCACAUUUUUGGUGUCAUGGUGCACAAAUCGUGAGGGCACGCUAUUCCAAAUAAAUAAAUGUUUGUCUUAAUAUUUUCGCAAAAUAUAACUUACUCUCCGCCUCUAAAAAGACUUGCCUUUUUUUAAUGAUGUCAUAAUUUUCUCUUCAUUUUUGUGGUUUGUAACAACCACUUUUCGCAAUUCAAAUCAAUACCUAAUAUAACAUAUUAUUCUAGAGCAGGGUUUCCUUACCGGGGUUUGUGGACUCCUAGUAAUUAUUGAUGGAACUACAGGAAGUACCAACGCCAAAUAAAAGAUGCACUAAGGUACUUUAUCUUCUUUAAAAUAUUUAACCUGUAAACAAGAAUUGUAGUCUACUUAAAAUUAUAUACACUGACUGUUUUGUUCUAAAUUGGCCAAGUUAAUAUUGAUUGUGAUAGUUAAUAUAUUUGAUAGUUACAUCUUCAAUACAUCUUCAAUAUUUCAAUCAAAUAUAUUUUUAUUACUUGAAAUAAAAUAAAAUAAUACAGUUUUUUUUUCUUUUAUUUCAAAUGGCAACAUUUCUCCUGAAGUACUAAAGUAACUUAAAUAAAACAAAUAAAAAUGUAUAAAAACUAUAUAGGCAAACACAAAAAUAACUAAAAAUGACAAACAACAAAAUUACUAAAACCUUCAAAUUAAAGUAAAAACAAAAUAUAAAAAU
Puntigrus tetrazona (Sumatra barb) is the source of this 4092-nucleotide messenger RNA. It is a transcript of the gene pcsk1, whose product is annotated as proprotein convertase subtilisin/kexin type 1. The record is from RefSeq and is a predicted model, not a curated record. Gene Ontology annotation, biological process: protein processing. Lineage: Eukaryota; Metazoa; Chordata; Actinopteri; Cypriniformes; Cyprinidae. Gene Ontology annotation, cellular component: trans-Golgi network; Golgi membrane. The transcript has 14 exons. The coding region runs from base 222 to 2507 and encodes 761 amino acids. Gene Ontology annotation, molecular function: serine-type endopeptidase activity.